AUGCUGUGUUUCGGCGUGGCUAGUAAUGGUCAAUUGGGACUUGGUUCCAAUCCGGCUGGAUUUAUCGCAACACCUCAAAGGAAUAAAUUUUUCGACGAUAAAACGUGUAUUCAAGUAGCAUGUACACUCACACAUAGUUGUUUUCUAAUGGACGAUGGAAAUGUUUAUUCUUGUGGAAAUAAUGAAUAUUCACAAUUAGGGCGUGAAGGACGAAAUUAUGUUCCAGGUACAGGAUUCUCACAACAGAAGAGUUUUUUGAAAGAUAAUGGAACAGUAUACUCUUUUGGUGCAAAUAAUGUCGGACAGUUGGGUUUGGGAAAUACUAUUGAUUGUUGGCGUCCUUGUCCAUUGUUAUCCCUACGUGGUGUACCAAUCUGCCAUAUAGCUUGUGGUGCACAUCAUUCAAUUAUCAUAUCAAAGAGUGCAACAGUCUUUACAUGCGGACUAAACACUUCUGGGCAGCUUGGUAUUGGUGAUACCGAUCCUCGUUUUUAUCCAACUAAUGUAAAAGCCUUACAAUACCAAAAAGUCACAUAUGCAUCAUGUGGGGAAAAGCAUACGGUUGUGAUAACAGCAGAUGGAGGAGUGUUUAGUUUUGGUUCAGGCAAGCACGGUCAGUUAGGACAUAAUUCAACAAUCGACGAACUGUUACCUAGGAAAAUUACUGAAUUAAUGGGCUCGGAGGUGUCUCAGAUUGCCUGUGGAAGAAGUCAUACGGUUGUUUUUGUUCCUAAUGCGGGUCAAAUAUUAACAUUUGGAUUAGCGUGUGCUGGUGGAGUAGAUACACAGCUUACAUCAUUUGUAACCAUCCCACAAAAACUGCAAUAUCCAUUUGUGAGCUAUCGAAAAAUGAAACAGUUUCAACGUCAGAUGUCGGAUCAUAGCGUACAGCAGAUCCAACGUCCUGUUGAUUAUCGUGUAUACAAUUUGAAUCGUCCAACACUCGAACUUACACUUGAUUUUGCACGAGGACUAUGUCAUGCUAGUAAAUCUAAGGAUACUCUCAGAGAUGCCGAAAGAAAAAUGUCACGUUUAUUUAACACAGAAGCAUGUAUUAAUGGAUCAUUUCUUGCCUUAUCAGAUGUACAUUAUCGAACAAGUUCAAAUAAUCCAGGAAUUGAUAUUGAUAGCGUUAUUGCCAUUAUGGAAAAAUUGAGAACAUGUGAUCAAACUAUUCAAAAUUUGUUACUUGAACAUAUUCAGAGUAUUAUUGGCUCAUUGCCUGAAACAGCUCCAUGUUUUGAGGCACUACGUGUUUAUUUAGUUUUACCAUUUUGUCAUUUAUUUGAGAAUGAUGAUGCAUUAGAAACAAUUACUGGUCCUUUUGCCUUAGCAAUGACAAAAUUAAAAGAAAAAGCGGAUGGAAAAGUAUUAGAUUAUUGGAUUCAACAUAUUGGACGGGUCUGUGUCGAACGAAUUAUAGAAAUAUAUAAGCCUCUUGUUGUGAAAAUUAUUAGUAUUAACUUGAGUCAUAUGCCAGCUGCACAAAAGCAAUAUCAGAUAUUAUUGAGAGGAAUUUUAGAUCUAUUAAAAAAAAUACAUAAUAUCAGUUGUGUUUUGGCUAAACCAGAGUUAGUAAAUCAUGAUUUUUUCUACAUAAAAGAGUUAAGUGAUACAAUUGAUAUUAAAAAGCAUUAUGUUUUAUGGAAACAAGAACGUCAUUUAUUUCAAAAUAAACAAGCAAUUUCAUUUUGUGACUAUCCAUUUUUAUUUGAUUUUCGUGCAAAAACAAUGUUAUUACAAUGUGAAGCUCAAUUAUCGAUGAAUGAUGCGGUCAUACAAGCAUUUCAACAUAACAUUCAAACAUUAUUUUUCGACGCAUCUGAUCCUGUAAAUCCAUUAUUAUCACUUCAUGUCAAUCGAAAUUCUAUUGUACAAAAUACAAUUGGUCAAUUAGAUAAAUAUAAAGAUGAAGAUUUAAAAAAACCUCUUCAUGUCUAUUUUAUAAAUGAAGAAGGAUUAGAUGCAGGUGGAGUAAAAAAAGAAUUUUUUCUUCUUCUUACAAAAGAAAUACUUGAUCCAAAAUAUGGAAUGUUUACCUAUUAUGAAGAAACACAUACUAUCUGGUUUAGUGAACAUGGAUUAGAAGACGAUCAUAUGUAUCGAUUAAUUGGAACACUAUGCGGUUUAGCCAUUUAUAAUUUCAUUAUUAUUGAUUUACCAUUUCCAUUAGCAUUAUAUAAAAAAUUACUAAAUAAAGGAAAAAUUGAUAUUGAUGAUUUAAAAUCAUUAUCACCAAUUAUUCAUCGUUCAUUACAAGAAUUAUUAAUAUACAAAGAAGAUGAUAUUGAAGAAACGUUUUGUUUUACCUUUGAAAUUGUACGUGAAUCAUUUGGUGAACGACGUCAUAUUGAAUUGAAACCAAAUGGUGCAAAUAUAAUGGUCAAUCAGUCAAAUAAACAAGAAUUUGUUGAUUUAUAUAUUGAUUAUAUAUUUAAUAAAUCAGUUGAUAAACAAUUUCGUGCAUUUAAUGACGGAUUUCGACGUGUUUUUCCCUCUCAACCUCUCGAGUUAUUUUAUCCAGAUGAAUUAAUGUCAUUUGUUGUUGGUAAUACAAAUUAUGAUUGGAAUGAUUUUCAGAAGAAAACAGAGUAUAAAGAAGAAUAUCAUGCCAAUCAUCCAGUUAUCAAAUGGUUUUGGGAAGUGUUUCAUAAAAUGACAGUGGAUGAAAAAAAGAAAUUUUUACAAUUUUUAACGGGAACCACUCGUGUCCCUGUGUUUGGUUGGACUCAGCCAAUGAUUAUUCAACGAAGUCACAAAGAUGAUCAACAUCUUCCUGUGGCACACACAUGUUUUAAUUUACUCGAUUUACCGUUAUAUUCGUCCAAAGCGAUUUUAAAAGAAAAAUUGACUGAAGCUAUCCAACAUAAUCUUGGGUUUAAUCUUGUUUAA
Molecule: messenger RNA, 2892 nt
Organism: Didymodactylos carnosus
Lineage: Eukaryota; Metazoa; Rotifera; Eurotatoria; Philodinida; Philodinidae
Source: the annotation of a GenBank genome assembly